Bradysia coprophila is the source of this 644-nucleotide messenger RNA. RefSeq lists its product as uncharacterized. NCBI's taxonomy places the organism in Eukaryota, Metazoa, Arthropoda, Insecta, Diptera, Sciaridae. The record is from RefSeq and is a predicted model, not a curated record.
AGUGUUGACGACGAUAACAUCCAUUAACAAUCAUCAUUUCGUAAUGCAACACAGACACACCAAAGACUUUCACUUUUUGACUGAGUCUUUUUUACAUAAACCGACGUUCCGACUACAUCAUUUUACAUCGCUAUUUAUUCCAUGGUAUGUUGCACAAGAAGUAAAGAGUGGUUAAAGUCGUUGGCAUUGCUCGUUGAAAAACCAUAAACUCUUUUCAGUUGAUAUUAGUACACACAGUUUGAUACGUGAGCUCAUUCAUGUUCCAUUUUAUUUGGAUGGUUCAAACUUAAAAUAUAAAAUCGUUUCACAUUGCACUUCUUUCAUUCGAAGAGAAAUAUUUUAUAAUGGCCAAACUCUGGAUUAUUAUUGCUAUAAUUUGUGUGUUGUCACUGGGUCUAGUUUCUGCAUCUGUUCAACCGCGGGCACCGAACUUCCAGUAUUUUGAAAGACCGAAAUAUCGCUAUCCGUAUUACGACGAAAACGGACGAGGAAAACUCUUAUAUGGAUAUGGUGGGCCCGAACUUUAUCAAUACAAAAGCUAUUCGCCAUUAGAGGGAAUUCAUUGAGGAUAUUUGAUGGGGUGUUGAAUAAAUUGCAUGUUUUGUAGUUAAUUUUUUUGUUAAUUUUUUAAUAAAUUAUUAAAA